AACAGUAUUAUUUGUGUACUGGAUAAUUUGUAGGAAGAGGAUUUGUAACACCUACGUACUCCACACCCCUAUAUGAACAUUAAGUUCAAACAAAUACCUGGAAAUUUGAAAACAAAUCUGGGGUUUUUCAUGUGAAAUUUCAUUUAAAAAUACGAGGAAAUGUAUCCGUGGCAAAAAAGACAAAAAAAAUUCUAUGUAUAAAAAAACUAUUUGGAUGGAUUUUAGUUUGGAUUGUAUUUUCUUCACCACGGAUACAUUUCCUUGUAUUUUACUACAAAACUUCAUACGGGAGUAGAAUGGGCGCCCAAGUUUGAGAUCUCAAGAUUCCGGAUUUUUUUUAACUUUUCCUGGUAUUUUUCGAAUUUAAUUUUUGUAUAGGGGUGAAGUACCAUAUUUGGUAUAGAUAUAUACUCCUGGUGACAUAACGUCGAUGGUGACAAAAGCGGUUGGCCAUGAUCGAUCUGCAUGGAGGCAUGCAUCCGACACGUGGACCCCUCCUUCCACGUGUACCUCGUCAUCCUCGAGCAGCUCGACAUGGCUACUGCAUGCGCCCUCGAACCUUCGCCUAGUUCGCUCCAUUCCCUACGUACGGUGCUAGGCUCCUGGUGUACACAUGUUAACCUGUAGCUCAUACCCGAUGGAUCCAGGACCCCACCACCCGUCCACGUACAACCACCACCACCACUACCCCUUCUUGCCGGCCGCCGGACCGCCCACCGCUGGCGGCGACACCCUUCUCUUCCUCCUCGCCAUCCCGGCAGGCUGGCUCGUCCGGCUGGUUGCCUUCCUCGGCGAGCGCGUCAUCUCCGCGGUCCUCACCCUCGUGGUCCUCCCCGGCGCGACGCUCGUGGGCGAGCUGCGCACCGUCCCUGCGGCUGCGGUCUCCCUCGCCCGCCGCGCCGCCGUGGGCGUGCUCGCCGCGGCCUUCACCUUCGCGGCCCUGGCGGUCGCGUUAGUCGCGUCCCUGCUGCUCGGCUUCGUCCUUAUCCGGCACUGGGUCGAGGACCCGGUCACCGUGCGCCAGCCGCUCUACUUCGACUACACCGAGCCGCAGCCGAGCGCCGCCGUGGCCCUCGUCCCCCCGGCGGGACACUCCGUGAGGGUGUCCAUGUCGUUGCUGCUGCCAGACUCCGACCACAACCGUCAGAUUGGCGUGUUCCAGAUUAAAACAGAGGCCAUCACCCCAAGUGGAAGCACCGUCGCAUCAGCCACCCAGCCGUACAUGCUGCGGUACAAGAGCGCUCCGGUGCGGCUAGCGCAGUCCGCGCUAACAAUCGUGCCGCUCGCCUUGGGCAUGCGCAGCGAGAGCCAGUCGGCGACGCUGAAGCUGCUGCAGUACUGGGAAGGCCACGGCCGUCACAAGAGGACACGGCUCAUCAGAGUCUCUCUGCAGCCAAGAGCCAUGACAGUGCACCUGCCCCAGGUGUACAGAGCAGAGAUCACCGUGCAGACGGCGCUUCCAUGGUUCAAGGCCGUGGCGCGCAGCUUGAAAUGGACAAUGUGCGUGUGGCUCUCUUUCUGGGUCUAUGUCAUCCUCUCCCUGCUCGCGGUUCGUUGGGUCUGGCCACUUGCGGUAUCUGCAUGGGACAGUCACAGGGGGUUAUCUGAUCGUCAAGUCAAUGGGAAGACUAUUGCUGCUAAUCAGGGUGGAGGAGAUAUAGGCCAGAGCUCACAUGAGGGAUCAUCAAGAGGUGGCGCUGUGAGGUGGAGGGACAGGAGAGGCAGGAGGAAAGCACAACAAACGCCGCAUGGCAGCAUGGUUGAGCUCAAGCUCGAUGAGGGGUCGUCUUAUAGCUCUGCAGUGGCUGAGACUGAUGAAGUCGUCGACGACGAAUCAUAGGCAGCCACCUGCUGCUCGAUUGUCCGUGUCCGAGUCUUGUUAGUUCAGUCAGUGCAGUGUGCUGUAAAGUUUAUGCUGACCGCUAAUCACAGUUUGUUACACGCCAUGCGUAGGAGAUCUGAAGGGCUUCCAUGCGGAAGGGCAUAUAAUAACGCAAAUAAAUGGCAAAGAUAUAUAUAUGUACUAAUCGAUAAGCUGCAGGGGGUCACGUAA
Messenger RNA from Triticum dicoccoides, 2053 nucleotides. Its product is annotated as seipin-1-like. The transcript has 2 exons. The coding region runs from base 614 to 1840 and encodes 408 amino acids. Gene Ontology annotation, biological process: lipid droplet organization; lipid storage. Gene Ontology annotation, cellular component: endoplasmic reticulum membrane. The record is from RefSeq and is a predicted model, not a curated record. Lineage: Eukaryota; Viridiplantae; Streptophyta; Magnoliopsida; Poales; Poaceae.